Molecule: messenger RNA, 909 nt
Organism: Triticum turgidum subsp. durum (durum wheat)
Lineage: Eukaryota; Viridiplantae; Streptophyta; Magnoliopsida; Poales; Poaceae
Source: the annotation of a GenBank genome assembly
AUGGUCCCCGCAGGCCACCACCUCCUCCUUUUUGCGCUCGCUUCCCUCGGGGGCGCAGCGGCGGCCGGCGCCGGCGAGGGGUUCUGCUCGGCGGAACCGUCAAACGAUUGUUCUCAGUCGCCGCCGCUCUACUCGAAGGUCACCAGUCCCACUCUCGCACCCGUGCAUUUUCAAGAUUUACCUGGCUUCACACGUAGUGUGUACAAAAAGGAUCAUGCUUUAAUAACACCAGAAAGCCAUGUAUUCAGUCCUUUGCCUGAUUGGACCAACACGUUAGGAGCAUAUUUGAUUAGCCCAGCUCUUGGUGCACACUUCACUAUGUACUUGGCAAACAUGCAAGAUGGAUCAAAAUCAGCCUUACCACCGAAAGAUGUUGAAAGGCUUAUCUUUGUAGUUCAAGGCAGCAUUGCAUUGUCUGUGGAGAGCGGAACAACCCACUCCAUGUUGGUAGACUCUUAUGCUUAUCUUCCUGCAAACAUGAAGCACUCUGUGAUAUCAGAUAAACCAAGCACUCUUGUAAUCUUUGAGAGGAGGUACACAGCCAUUGGGGAUUACCAUGCUGAUCUAGUUGUUGGUUCAACAGAUAAGCAACCCCUCCUUGAAACCCCAGGAGAGGUAUUUGAGCUGAGGAAGCUGCUACCCACUUCUCUACCUUAUGACUUUAAUAUUCAUAUAAUGGACUUUCAGCCAGGCGAGUAUCUCAAUGUGAAGGAGGUUCAUUACAAUCAACAUGGGCUGCUGCUUUUAGAGGGACAAGGAAUAUAUCGAUUGGGAAAUAGCUGGUAUCCGGUGCAAGCAGGCGAUACCAUUUGGAUGGCGCCAUUUGUGCCUCAAUGGUAUGCUGCCCUUGGUAAAACCAAGUCUAGGUACCUGCUGUACAAAGAUGUCAAUAGGAAUCCACUGAUAUGA